AGCCGUACUCGAAUCGCUUUAGGGGGAUGUUCGAUUUCAGGCUUGUUUCUGUCUUACGAUGUUCGCAACAUCUACCGUUCUCCACCGCUCUACAUAGCGUAGUAUUAAAUCAGAAAUGAUUUAACAAUUGUUCGGAAUAUCAAAAGUCUCAUGUCCCUCUCAUCAGACCGCGCAAGAUGUCUUGCAGUUACUUUCUGUCAGCACGUACAACCGUCACGCUUUACUUUACAUGUGUUUGAUUUGUUUAUUUCCUUCAAGUAUAUCAACGUCACACAUCAACAUAACUCAUGGCUUUCUCAAGCUAUCCAAAAUUGUUAUCUUAUUGGUCAUGUUGAACCAUACUUAUUAUUAAUAGGUGGAUCUUCCGCACAUUUGCAAACCAUAAAGUUAUCAUGGGAUAGAGGUCAACUUAAAUCUCCUUUUGGUUUCGCAAUCAACUCAGUGUCAGAUGUUGGUUCUUGGUUGUUGGAGACUUCUCAGUUUAAUGCAAUGCGUUUGGAGGAAGUUAUCUGUCAACUAGUUUGGCAAGUUACACAAUCUGAACCUAGUUGUUCAGUGGAACGUCUAGUCAAAUAUCUUGAAGACGUAUAUCGUGGCAUACAACUUCCUCUCCCUUCACUAAAUGACGUGAAUAAUUCUUUGGCCGUCUUAACUCAAGCUGGAGCGAUAUAUUUUAGCGGUCACGGAUACAAUCUUCUGACACCUGAAAAGUUAGCCGUUGCAAAAUGGCUUGAAAGUAUACCGGAAACAUGUACAGACACUGAAAGUGUCUUGGAUUACCCAAUUUUAAAAACAGCACCUCUAGCAGAAAUAGAGCCAUUUGGACGAAAUGCAUCCUUAUCUGAUCCAGUUAACCGUUGUGAUCUUGUUCCAAACAACGAUCAACUUCGCAAUGCUAAACAUAAAAUUGGAAAUUCUACAUAUUAUCGGAAUCCUAGUGCUCUGGUGCCAGUUCCCGAAAAUCUAGAACUAGAACAUUUGCUCAGGUCUUUCAGUGCUCAUUCCAUAAGUUCAUAUCACCUUCGACGUAAUCACAUAAAUCAUUGCAACCCAGCUGUAUUUGUUUCACCUACCAAUAGUUUAAAAUAUCUCAAUUCCCAGUUCCCCUUAACUUAUAAAACAAAUGGCAUCAAUAGUAAUUAUGCUAUGAAAUCAGCAAGAGAAAAUGUUAGUAAAUUUAGUUCAGCUGGUGUGAGUGAUUCUCUUAAAUCACAUACAGCUCGAUCUGAAAUCAAACUCCCACAUCAUUCACAAAUGGAAACACCAUUCACCAAAUGUACUAAAAUACCAUCAAACAAAAAAUUUCAUCCCCCAGGUUUUUUGAAGUGGCUUUUGGAUCGAUUUCAACAUCUUCGGCUUUCUUGGCGUCCCAGUCGCCUGUCACGCGUUGAAGAUCAGAUUAUGCAUCCUCAGAAAGGUAAGACAUCUCAAGCAAUAAAAACUGCUAAAGAUGAGUAUUAUGUUCCCAGUCAUCCUGCAAAUCAACCACCCCAAAACCAUGCGAUAUCCUACGAUAGCUUUUCUCCUAGCAACUUACGAAGAUGCUUUAGUUUGUCGGAUGGGGAAAAUCGAAUAAAACUAACGACCAAAUUAUAAAGAACUGCAGUUCAUGCAUGGAAGGAUCGUUCUCUUCAGGGAUUUUGAAUGCAGAAAUUAACGGUAAAGGUGGCAGAAAACGAUCAAGUUGUCCAAGUAAACAAUUACAUUUGUCUUCUCAAAAAGACAUUCAUGGGAACCAUUCAGUAGCAUCCUUAACUGUUAGCUCAGUAUCUUUUUCGAAAAACCAUUUUCUAAGCCAAAAUCACGGCAUUAAAUCAGUACCACGUCUAAUUACUUCACCCCCUACUCUGGUGCGUAACUCUUCAAAGAAUGGCUCGAACUUUUCUAUACAACACAGUGGCCGGACGUCUACUAUGCGAGAUAGUGGGUUUGUAGAAGGACUACAUCGCCCUUUCAUAUCUGGUUCUUUUAUACAAUCUAAUUUCUCGAAAUCCUCCGAAAGUUCCCGUAUGCAUCAUAAUCCUAAAUCAGACAGAUUUUUGCGAAAAGCGUCUAUUAACUCCUCAAAUCUUUGGUGGUACAUAGGAUCAAGCCGCUUGACACCUUCUAUAAAAGCUUCCAGGCCACAAUUCAUUACUUCUAAUAAUAUGUGAAUGUUGUUAAGAAAUGCCAUUCAAACUAUGCUUUCAAUUUAUUAACUAUCAGUCAAAAGUCACUAAUCCUGUUACACCUUUUAACAGUUAUAUAUAGUGUGUUCCUUUGCAUUUAUCAUACUAUUAUGCAUUCAAUAGUUACACUUUUUGUCUUUCCGAGAUUUGAAUAAACCUAUUUUUUGGAUGCCCUCAGAACUAAACAUACAAAUUUCGUAAUCGAUAACUCAUUUUUUAACCUCUUAAUUUAAAUUAUUUCGAAGAAACUCCUUUACUGCCAUUUUUAUCUCUGCUUUCUCUUUGCUGCCUUACCAUAACUGUAUUUUUUUAGAAUUGUUUAUUAGAAAUAUAACUGAUACAGAUAAU
This is a messenger RNA of Schistosoma mattheei, 2516 nucleotides long. The record is from the annotation of a GenBank genome assembly. NCBI's taxonomy places the organism in Eukaryota, Metazoa, Platyhelminthes, Trematoda, Strigeidida, Schistosomatidae.